This is a messenger RNA of Salpingoeca rosetta, 677 nucleotides long. RefSeq lists its product as uncharacterized. The transcript has 8 exons. The record is from RefSeq and is a predicted model, not a curated record. The coding region runs from base 1 to 477 and encodes 158 amino acids. Lineage: Eukaryota; Choanoflagellata; Craspedida; Salpingoecidae.
AUGCCGGCUGCUGCUGCAGCAUCCACCCCGAUUUCGGCUGUCGCUGCUGUGCUCAUGCAGUGUUCCCACAUGCGUGAGCAAGCGACGCAGCUAUGUGCAGCUCGGCCGUCACCAUCAUCACCAUCAUCGCCAUCGACUGCACAGCCGCCAUCACACUCCGGCCGACACCAGCUCCAAUCUGGCGUGAGGAACACAUUGCACAUGUCACUCGCUCUCAUGAAGAGCGUUGAGGAGGCGCAUGAAGCGGUGGAACCAGCGACGAUGACGAUGAUGACGAGUGAUGGAGCAGCAGCAACAACAGCUGAUGUGUGGCUGCAUUUGGAUGAACUGGCCUUCCGUCUCUCGGCCAUCUCCUCCUCCUCGUCCUCGUCGUCGUUGGUCCCCAACAGCAGCGGCUGCGGCUAUGGAUGUGGAGGAUGUGAUGUGCGUCGAUGUGCCGUUGUCUCACAUGACGACGCUGCUGGUGGUGGGCGGUGACCGGUGUCUUCCCAAGCCCUCAUGACACGCACGCACACACAAAUGUGUGAGAAAAGAAGGCACGAGGCGCAUGUGUGCGGGUUUCCCCAACCGAAUCCCCUUCUUCUUUUCCCAACCAAUCGCCUUUGCUCUGUGUCAUCAUCAUCAUCGGCCUUUCCCGUGCGAUGUGGAGCUGAUGAGGCGUGAUCGAGACAGCGGCC